AUGGCCUCUUCCCAAUUCUUCAUCCUUGCCAUCGUAGCAAUUCUUGUCCCUUCAAUUUUGGCCAAGGAAUUCGUGGUUGGUGAUCAGAAGGGUUGGACCAUUAACUUUGAUUACCAAGAUUGGGCCAUCGGAAAGGAGUUCCAUGUCGGUGACAAACUAGUUUUCAAGUAUCCAAAGGGAGUCCACAAUGUUUUAGCAGUCAAUGGAUCUAGUUUCCAAAAAUGUGUGGCACCGGCUGGAACUCAACCCUUAACUAGUGGAAAUGAUGUAAUUACCCUAGCAACUCCAGGCAUAAAAUGGUACAUUUGUAGUGUUCCCAAUCAUUGUCAGGUUGGAAACCAAAGGCUCAUUAUAAUAGUGGAACCUUCUCCCGCUUCGGCACCUUCUCCCAAUUGA
Alnus glutinosa is the source of this 396-nucleotide messenger RNA. Its product is annotated as blue copper protein-like. Gene Ontology annotation, cellular component: plasma membrane. The transcript is spliced from 2 exons. Bases 1 to 396 code for a protein of 131 amino acids. Lineage: Eukaryota; Viridiplantae; Streptophyta; Magnoliopsida; Fagales; Betulaceae. The record is from RefSeq and is a predicted model, not a curated record. Gene Ontology annotation, molecular function: electron transfer activity.